Messenger RNA from Eupeodes corollae, 3482 nucleotides. RefSeq names its product glutamic acid-rich protein (gene sals). Lineage: Eukaryota; Metazoa; Arthropoda; Insecta; Diptera; Syrphidae. The transcript has 8 exons. The coding region runs from base 606 to 3203 and encodes 865 amino acids. Gene Ontology annotation, molecular function: actin binding. The record is from RefSeq and is a predicted model, not a curated record.
AUGCCAUAAUUAUAGUGACUUAGUCAUUUUACAACACACCUUCAGUUUUCGUGAUAGAAAAAUAUUUUCGUUAUUAAAGAUACAAAAAAAAAAAAACAAAAUUUAAAUAAAAAUCCAACUCAUUUUCGAAUCAAUUAAAAUUUAAAAACGAAAGAAAGAAAUCGGGAAGAAGGAGAAAUACAAAUUUAAUAUCUUUUUAGCUUUUAUUCAAAACACAGCUGUUCUGUCUGUGGAUGUUUCGGAGAGAAAAUUUUAAAAUAAUUUUUUGAAUCUUUUAUUUUUUGUUUUUGAAUUUAGUUUAUUCGUUCAUUGUGCUAAGAAUAGCAGCAAAAAGUGUGUGAAAAUAUAAAAAAAGAAAAACGAAAAGCGAGUGCACCAAUUUUUGUUUUUUUGUUUUCUAAUUGUUUAAGAAACAAACAUGUUUUUCGGAUAGGAGAGACAAAAAUCUUGUUAAAUUCAGCAGACUACGUGUUAAAGGUCCACCACUCUUCAUAGGAGGAGGAGGAUAAAAGAAGAAGACCGUAGAAAACAAUUUCUAUAUAGGCACUUGUCAAAAUUGAAAAGUCUUAAGUAAACAAAAAAAAAGACAAAAAUUCUUCUUCAAAAUGCCUAUUGGAAGCUUGAAAACAACCACAGCAGCAACAACAGCUCCCAAAAGUGACAAGUCGGCAGCAGCAUCAUCGUCCUCGGCUGGUCCAGGAGGUGGUGGAAGGACAACAUUUCGUCCGCCAUGGGUUAAGGCAGAUGUUGCUGAUGCCAAACCAAAAACAACCAUAAAAACAACACCUCCAUGGGCUAAGAAGACCACCACAACAGCAACAGCAGCAGCACCAGCAGCCGUAGCCGAACCUGCCAACAAUGCAGUCAAGAAGAAUGGAGAAACGCCAUUGGCCAAAGUUGCAUCACCAUCAUCAGCUAGCAGCAACACCAAACCAGUAGCAACAAAAGUACCAACUAAAGUACCCCCGGUAAUGGUGAAACCAUUAACUGAUGCUGCACCAGCUCGCAGAGAGGCCAAACUACAAUCUCGUGAGAUUAAAGUGCCCAUCAUCACAGAAAAACGCAAGCCAAUACAGGAGCCCUUGAUAAAACCCAAGCCAAAAAAACCACCAACCCCUUCGGAGAGCGAAGAGGAGGAGGAAGAAGACUCUGAUGAUGAUGACGACGAUGAAACGGAAACUGAAUCGGAAUCGGAAGAGGAAGAAGACUCUUCACCACCCAAGGAAGCCGCAACCGAAUUAGAACGUAAAUUCCAAGCGGAAAAACCAAAGAUGCGUCCUAUUGUUGUGAAACGUGACAAAUCCCUUAGUUGUACGCAGCAGAAAAAACGCGACGAAGAUGACGAUGAUGAUGCAGAAGAAGGCGAAACUGAAGAGGACCGCGAAAAGAGGAGACGUUUUAAAUUGGAGCGUCCUAAGUUGCGGCAUGUUGUGGUGAAUAAGCAAAAAUCAUUUAACAAAAGUAUUGAUGAUUUUGAUAAAAUUCGACCUGUAUUGAAGAAAGUUCAAAAAGUCGAUGAAGUGAUUAAGGAGCCACCUUCAGAUGCCAAGCCUGAGUUCAAGGAUAAAGUGUUGAAGAAAGUAACACCAAUUAAAAAGGAUCCAAGCAAAGCUAAUGUUCCUGCACCACCACCUUUGCCGUCACUAGUUCCAAAGCCACCACCACCACCUCCACCACCAUUGGGUCCGCCAUCGGACUUUGAAAAGAAAGCCCUGAACGAAAAACAGAAGGCAACAAUCGAAAAGCUUAAGACACGACCAAGGAGACGACCAGAUUGGUCGGAAAUGAUGAAAGAAGUUGAAGAAGGCAAAAAGCUACGACACGUGCAAUGCAAUGAUAGAUCUCAACCAAUUAUCACGUGUAAAUCAAUGACAAAAGUAGACGAUAAAUUUGUUUACGAAACAGAAAAGGACAAUGCACACAAUAAACUUCUUAAACAAAUUCAAGGUGGCAUUAGAUUAAAAGCAGUCAAAACAAAUGACAGAAGUAAACCAUUCCUCGAUGGUCUACGGAAAUUCCGUCGUCAAAUGACCAUUGAAGAACAAAUACAAAAAUCAGAAUCAAAAGCAACUUUAAAUGAAGUUCCCCAAGAACCCGAUGAGCCAAGUGGUGAUGAAUUGGAUGAUAUCGAUAAAUUGCGCGAUGAUCUUCAAAGUACAAAACAAAUGCUUGCGCUAGAAUUGAGAAAUCGUGAGGCACAAGAACGUGAGAAUAAGAGGCUUUUAGCGAAAAUCGCCAAUUUGGAAGCUGAGUUACAGCGCGACAAAACACGAGGUGAUAAAGAUGAAUCCUCAUCGGCGGCGGCGCCAUCGUCAUCGGGAUCAGGAGCUGAUGAUGUUCUUGUCCAAUCAUUGAAAAAAGACGCUGAAGAAGCUAGAAAAACAUCAAAGGAACUUGAGAAGAAAUAUGAAAAGAGUGCUGAGGAAUUGGAUGCAGCUAAAAAUGAAGUUGAAGAGCAAAAGAGAAUGAUCCAGCAGUUAGAAAAGAAACUUUCACAAGCGUUACAGGGUGGUGGAAGUUCUAUGAAUGGUUCACGUCGUCCCAGCGAAGCCAAUCCAAAUAAAGAAAGUUCACCCGAAUUAGAAUUGGAGCUGUCUGAAAGCGAAGAUGACGAAGAUGAGGAGAAGAAGGCAGAACGUAAGAAGCGACGAUUAGCUAAAGAAGUUAAAAUACUUCAAACGAAGCUAACUAAACUCAAGGACAAACAGGAAGCUGCAAAGAGAGAACGAGCGAACCUUAAACAAAUUAUGAAAAAGAAUCAUGUUCUAUUGAAGGAAGAAAAUAAGAAAUUCAAAAAGCUUGAAAAAGAAGUUCACAAAAUGGCAGCUUCCAUGAAGGAAGAAGUAGACGAUGAUGACGAAGAAAAAGAUGACGAUGAAGGAGACGAAGAAGAAGAAGCAGAAGAAGAGGAAGAGUCCGAGGAAGAAUCUGAAGAAGAGUCUGAAUCUGAAGAAUCCGAAGAUGAAAGUGGUUCUGAAACUGAAAGCGAAUCUGAAGCUGAAGAUGCAUCAGAUGAAGACAAGAAAACAAAUCUUGAACCCAGAGUUAAAAAACACGAAAACCGAUUGUCAGCUCUUAAAAAAGGAAAUGUUUUGUUACAAGCCAAUGUUGAUAAUCUCCAAGAUGAGAUUUCUAAAGUUCGUGAGAAGGCCAGCAGCUUGCAGGCUGAGUUAGAUUCAGUUCUUGCUGAUUUAGGAUUAUAAAUUAAUUCAAGGACUAACUUUUUAAGCGCGAUUGAUAUUCAAAAACAAAAACAAACAAACAUUAGACAACAAAAACUAUAUUGAGCUAGAAGAAAUUGAAAGUCUUAUAAGAGAAGAAGAUUAUUCUUUUUUUGCGUAUACCUAUAUAACUAUAUUAUAUACUUACUUGGUCAAUUCUUUUUUUUUAUAAAAAUAUACCUAUUUUCAAAAAAACAUAUUAUUAUCAUGUUUGUGAUCAGAAAUAAAAGGAAUAAUAAUAAAAAGAUAUAUUUCAACUUA